AAACCCUAAUUCUGCAUUAGGGAGAUGGCCGCCUCCCUCGUUAUGCCGUCGCCUGCGUCGUCGUCAUCGGCGGCAAUGGCUUCGUCGCGUUCGUUUCUGUUCGCUGGCGGCCACAGGAGUCUGCUCGGCGGCGGUGAAUAUGGCUCCCGUGUCUACGCUCCUAAAUGCGUUGAAUGUGAAAUGUCUGAACCCAUAAACGGGAAUGGGAAGCCGAUUAUUCCUGUUGUUAAUGAGCGGACACUGCCCAAGUUCUUGGAAUCAGCACGCUUGGCGAAAUCGGUUAACAGAAACAGUGCCAGGAUCAAAUUAUUUUCUGGCACAGCAAAUCCUGCUCUUUCCCAGGAAAUUGCUUGGUACAUGGGAUUGGAGCUUGGAAAGAUCAACAUAAAGAGGUUUGCUGAUGGUGAAGUAUAUGUUCAGCUGGGAGAGAGUGUUAGAGGGUGUGAUGUAUUCUUAUUGCAGCCAACCUGCCCUCCUGUCAAUGAGAACCUCAUGGAGCUACAAAUUGUAAUUGAUGCAUGUCGGAGGGCAUCGGCCAGAAAUGUUACGGCGGUUAUUCCAUAUUUUGGAUAUGCCCGAGCUGAUAGAAAGACUCAAGGGCGUGAAUCCAUAGCGGCCAAACUGGUUGCGAACCUCGUCACCAUUGCAGGGGCAGACCGUGUUCUUGCUUGUGACAUUCAUUCCGGGCAGUCAAUAGGUUACUUUGAUAUACCAGUGGAUCAUGUAUAUUGCGAGCAUGUUAUCCUCGAUUACCUAGCCAGCAAGGCAAUUUGUUCUGAUGAUUUGGUCGUGGUAUCCCCUGAUGUUGGGGGAGUUGCAAGAGCACGUGCUUUUGCAAAAAAACUAUCAGAUGCCCCUUUAGCCAUUAUAGACAAAAGGCGUCACGGACACAAUAUUGCUGAGGUGAUGAACUUGAUUGGCGAUGUAAAGGGAAAAGUUGCAGUGAUGGUGGAUGAUAUGAUUGACACUGCUGGGACAAUCUCAAAAGGCGCAGCCCUGUUGCAUGAAGAGGGUGCAAGGGAAGUCUAUGCAUGUUGUACCCAUGCUGUAUUUAGCCCUCCUGCAAUUGAAAGGUUAUCGAGUGGCUUGUUUCAAGAGGUUAUUGUAACAAACACAAUCCCUGUUGCAGAGAAGAAUUACUUCCCUCAGUUGACUAUCCUUUCAGUAGCAAACUUGUUGGGUGAAACCAUUUGGCGUGUUCACGAUGAUUCUUCUGUGAGUAGCAUAUUUCAGUGAAAUCAGAAUAGGAGACGAUGCCAGUAGCUCCCCAUCUUAUCUAUCAUGGUUAUAGUAUAUCAUAUUUACACAUUGUUUCCUCCUCUAUUUUCAUUAGUUCACCAACUCUCCAAGUCUUUGGGCGGUAAUAAUUAGUAAUAGAUCUGACAGUGUACUCUUUAGUCAUUUAGGUAGUUGGUUCAGUCUCACAAGUGAACAUUGCUAUCCUAUGAGAAGUUAUGAGAUUGUUCUACGAGCUAAAUAAGCACACAGCUAGCGUAUGGAAGUUCUGUAUGUUAGGAUUAAUGUAAUACUUGGAAUUUAUGGU
This is a messenger RNA of Fragaria vesca subsp. vesca, 1543 nucleotides long. Its product is annotated as ribose-phosphate pyrophosphokinase 1, chloroplastic-like. The coding region runs from base 25 to 1236 and encodes 403 amino acids. Gene Ontology annotation, biological process: purine nucleotide biosynthetic process; 5-phosphoribose 1-diphosphate biosynthetic process. Lineage: Eukaryota; Viridiplantae; Streptophyta; Magnoliopsida; Rosales; Rosaceae. The transcript has 8 exons. Gene Ontology annotation, cellular component: ribose phosphate diphosphokinase complex; cytoplasm. Gene Ontology annotation, molecular function: magnesium ion binding; ribose phosphate diphosphokinase activity. The record is from RefSeq and is a predicted model, not a curated record.